AUGAGCAAAUUACUCACGCCUUCUAUUGAUCAAGGUAACAAAGAGAGCUAGAACAUUAUUGUAGAAGAUCUGGAGCAUUAGCAUUAUGGUUAAACAUAAAAGUAGCCUUCAUGGAAGGAUGGAAAGCAGAUAGAAAGCCUUACAAAUUUAUAAGUAGUGCCUCUCAAAAAAGGUGAUUAGGAGUAGUUUAACAGUGAAGGUUAUAAUAAUGAAGCUACAAGUCUGAAUAAGAUUUGUUCAGAAAAGAGGAUAAGCUAAGAGAAGAUGAUAAACAUAGACAAUACAGGAAUUAAAUAAUAUUAGUCAAAUAAAGGAAGUAUGUCAGAUAGAGGCAUUGAUGCUUGGGGUGAGAAACUAAAAAAAAGGCAGAGCAAGAAUUAUAUGUAUAUGCCUAGGUAAUCCGAUGUGAGCAAAGAUAUCUCAACAUCUAUGGGGGAAGAUCAAACUAUUUUCGCCUUCUCUAAAGGACCAAAUAGAUACAAAAUGACAAAAAGAGAGUCUGUUUUUGAUAAGCCUAAUUAAGAACAUUUGUUCAUGCAAAAGAUGAGAAAAAGGGUUAUGCGUUUUUUCUAAAAUUAUACUAACAAAGGGAAAUUAUAGUUUUACGAAAAAUUGAGCGUUCAUAGAACAAUUAAUGAUAAAUCUGAUUGUUAUUUUGAUAAAAAAUCUUAAUUACCUUUUUCAUGGAUUUUUAAUAAACUGUAAAAGAAAUUAAUUACAAUUUAUUCCCAAAGUUUUAUUAGUAAAAUUCCAGUUAUUAGAUAGCAAACCUAUCUUUCUCUAAUCCUUAACUUUUUAGUGAUUCUCUAUAAUUUCUUGUUUUUCUUACUUCUUUCCAUUAUUCUUGUAUUUCCUGAUGUUAUACCUGGUUCAUAAACUACUCUCUAUAAAAUAACUCUUGGGAUAUGGAUUUUUGAAGUCCUACUCAAAUUGAACACUUCUACACAUAAGGACUCAAAUGUCAUAACAAAUCGAAAGCAAAUAGUAGCAAUUUAUUUUAAAAAAUACAUAAUUUGGGACUCUAUUUCCUUCAUUUUGCUCAUAUUGCUUAUAUUAGGAGCAUACAUCUCUUAAGAUUUAGGCGAUGGUUGGAGUGUUUACAUAUUAUUUUAGAUUAUUUGCUUUGUUAAGCUAUUUAAUUUGCAAAAAGAUUUAGAAGUAUUUUAAUAGCAGCUCUGCACUAUGGUUAGAAGAUAUUAUUUAAUCAAGCUAAUUAAUUUAAUAGUCAAGUUUUUUAUCAUUGGGCAUAUGAUUGCUUUGAUCUGGUAUUUAAUUGGAAAAUUUGAAUAGCGCUAUUUGGGAGAGUCUGUUACUUGGUAAAACUAGGGAAUUUUGUAGGAUCCAUCUUGGUGGAGAUUAUAUUUAAUGGCUAUGAACUGGUCACUUAUGAUGAUGACUACUAGCUAAAGUACAGGUACAACAGUCCUUCAAAUAUUUUUUGCAACAUUUAUUAUGCUCUUUACGACUAUAAUUGCUGGUUAUAUGAUUACUGUGACUGGCUAAAUUCUAUCAGAAAUGGAUGCUAGUGAAGAAAAUAAAAAAACAGAUUUAAAUAUUAUUAACGAUUACAUGAGAAAUAAGAAAAUUUCUUCUAACUUACAACUAAAGGUAAAUGUGUAUUUAGAUUAUUUUUACCAAAAGAAUUACCAGAAGCAACAGGAAGAUACUAAGAAUGUACUAUCUAAAAUAUCUAGUGAAUUAAGAAGCAAUCUUUAAAAGGAAUAUUUUUAUUAAAUACUUUCUAAAAUUGAUUUUCUUAAAUAUAACUACACAGCCUAAUCAUUACAAAAUAUAGCAAUAAAAUGUGAAGAAAUUGCUUAUUUUCCUAAUUAAACAAUUUUUGAAGAAAAUGAUUACAGUAAUGCAGCACUUUUAAUCAUUAUAGAAGGCAGUGUUGAGAUAUAUUCUCAAGUAGCUAAUUCUCACGAAAUAAAGGUGAUCACUUAACUAAAAGAAGGAAAUAUUUUAGGGUAAAUCAACUUCUUUACAGGAAUGGCUCGUUCAGCUAGUGCGAGGUCAGUUGGGUUUACUAAAAUAGCUAGGAUAACGCGUGAUAACUUUAUGGAAGUUGUUAAGGAUAACGAAUAGGAUAUCCAGACUUUCUAUCAAAUGAAGGAUAAUAUUUUGUUGUAUGAAAAUUACAGAGAAAUGAAUAUCAAAUGUUCUGCUUGCCAAAGUUUUGGUCAUUUACAAGGCUCUUGUUCACUUGUUCAUUUUAAUAAGGAAUUUGCAAUACAAAGUGCAAAAGUUUCAAAUCAAAUCUAAUAAAGAAGAGGAGUAAAUCUAAAUUAGAGAAAAGUUAACAAAAAACACAACACUUUAAAAAAACUUUAAGAAACUGUUGAAAAGAAUUUGUAGUUAUUGCAGACUGCAUUAUAAGACUCAAAUUUUUAUACCUAAACUCUAGAAAAUGAAGAAGUUGAAGAGGAUGGUGAUGACUUGAGUUCAUCAUCAGAAGCAAAAUUGCAAAAUUAGAAUUCAUUAAAGAGCUAAUAGCAAUUAAAAAAAAUACCAGAGCAGGAAGACGAAGAAGAGGACAGAAAUUCUAACUAUCAAUUAAUUAAUAAAAAUAAAAAUAAAGAAAAUUAAGAAGAUAAUAAUACAUAACUACCUUUCUCAUCUUCAUCUUAAUCUCAAGCAGAGUAGUAAGAUGGAAAUGUGAACAGGAGAUUGUUGUAAAAUAACCAAAUAUCCUAAUUUAACACCUAAAAUGAAAGACUAGAAUAAAUUCAUAAGCAAUCAGACUUAAUAAAUUUAAACAAAAAAACUGAUAAAACUGAUGAAAAUUAAUAGUAAAUUAAGAUUUAAGCAAACUAAAUAUUACCAGAAGAAGCUAUCAACAAAAAAAAAUAGAUAAAUAAACAUUUUAGUCCAGUUUAUACUUAAAAUGCUUAAAAAUAAACCAGAUUAGAAAUGAAAAUGAAACUAUAAGAAAUCAAGGACAUAUAAGAAUAGGAAAAUUAAUCUAAUUCACCAGACAGAAGUCCAUAAAGUUAAAAUGGAGAAGAAAUGUUAAUGUUUGAUUAAAUAAAAGAAAAUUAUCUACAAACUUAAAAUACUGUCUAUGAUGAGCUAAAUAGUAGCUACAAUAAUAUCCUUAAUAAUAGUUCUACGCACGGAGGUAAGAUAGAUAAGAAUAUCAGGAAAUACUAAUCGAUUAUGGAUACUUUUUAUUGGAGCUUUGAUAAGCAAAAGAAUUAUGACUUUUACUUUAACCAUGGAAAUGCAUUCAUUAAAAUUCAUUAGUACAAAUACUAUCAAAAGAAAAAAGAACUUAAACAAUUUUAAGCUGGUGCUCUUAUAAAAGGCAUGCAGAGUAGAAGAAGUAAGGGUAGUAGAGGAGCAUCGUUUUUGGUCUAAAAGAUUUAGAUGCUUUAAAAUAUAGGUAGCUUAGUAAAUAUUAAGUAAUUAAAAUGA
Molecule: messenger RNA, 3417 nt
Organism: Tetrahymena thermophila SB210
Lineage: Eukaryota; Ciliophora; Oligohymenophorea; Hymenostomatida; Tetrahymenidae
Product: cyclic nucleotide-binding domain protein
Exons: 1
Source: RefSeq, a predicted model, not a curated record